Molecule: messenger RNA, 1089 nt
Organism: Penicillium longicatenatum
Lineage: Eukaryota; Fungi; Ascomycota; Eurotiomycetes; Eurotiales; Aspergillaceae
Exons: 2
Coding region: 1-1089 (362 amino acids)
Source: RefSeq, a predicted model, not a curated record
AUGGGGAAAACUCCCAGCUCGAGUACUCACGAUCUGGGACCAACGAUGUCUGACGAUGAGGUGAAAGAGAAGUAUCGAGUUGAACGUCUGAAACGACUGCGACCUGAUGGCAUCAACCAAUUCGAAGAUUUUCAUCCAGACGAAGGACAGCUGGGCGGCAGUAAGCCCUCUCCAGGAAAUGAUCCAAUCUGGUACAUGACCAAAUGGCGGGUGCUCAUCGUCCGCGCCGGCUUUGGAGGACUCUUGUUUGCUGUCCGUCUGAUUCAAAAGGGAUUCUGCACUGCAGAAGAGAUCAAGAUUGUGGAUGAAGGCAUAGACUUCGGCGGUGCUUGGCACUGGAACAAGUUCCCAGGUUUGAAGUGUGACAUUGAGAGCUACAUAUACCUGCCGCUGCUCGAGGAAACAGGAUACAUGCCUAGUGGGAAAUACGUCGGUGGCAUCGAAAUCCAGGAGCACGCUGUUCGAAUUGCCAAGAAGUGGAACCUUGCUCGACAGACUUCCUUCGGGACCAGUGUUACUGAUCUGGUAGAUUUUGUCUACCUCGCAACUGAAUUGUUGCAUACACCCAAUGUACCGGAUCUGGAGGGCAUGGAUCAAUUCAACGGAAAGAUGGUUCAUAGCGCGCGCUGGGAUUACAUAUUCACCGGUGGAUAUCGAGCGAAACCAGAGAUGAUCAAACUGAAGGACAAGCGGGUCGGAAUUGUCGGCACUGGAGCAACUGCUGUUCAGCUUAUUCCCGAGUUAACAAAAUGGGCCAAGGAAGCUGUUGUCUUUCAAUACACUGCCGCCUCUGUGUUCCCGCGCGACAACGAAAUUACUCAUGCAGAAAGUGAGUGCAUGGGCUCAGGAUGGCAGCGCGAACGCGCCGAGAACUUCAACGCAUUCCUCUCCAACGAUAACUCUCUUCCAGAAAUGAACCUGGUCAACGACGAAUGGUCCAAGAUGCAGUCAUACAGCGCUUUGAUUGGUAGUCCGUCUAACCUUGAGCCUGAAUAUCUGGAGGAAACAAUCCAAAAGGACAUUGAGCACCAGAAAAGAAUUCGUGACCGAGUCUCGCAUAUCGUCCACGACCCAGAGACGGCCGCAUAG